Messenger RNA from Penicillium macrosclerotiorum, 1503 nucleotides. Its product is annotated as mitofusin complex protein UGO1. The transcript is spliced from 2 exons. The coding region runs from base 1 to 1503 and encodes 500 amino acids. The record is from RefSeq and is a predicted model, not a curated record. NCBI's taxonomy places the organism in Eukaryota, Fungi, Ascomycota, Eurotiomycetes, Eurotiales, Aspergillaceae.
AUGGCGUCUCGCGAAGGGAUCAAUCCCUUACGCCCGUAUUAUAUCCCCCAGUCGGGCUUGUCACCCGCCUCCCACGCGACCCCUGAAAUACCGCCACCGUCGGCCCAGGUGUUUGGCAGCUCGGCGCGCGACCUCAUCCGCGACAUCGACUACGCAGAUUAUCUGGACUCAUCGCCCUCAGUGUCCGAUUGGGUCCGCGAUGCCCUGAACAGAGCCCUUGUUCGAUAUAGCAAGGUUCUUACUGCACAGCCCUUCGAUGUUGCCAAAACUAUUCUGCAGGUGUACGUCGUGCCGGACGCCACCGAGGAACAACCGGAUCGAAGGUCGAGUCCUGGAACUGGCGGGAGUUCAUAUGAAUCAGACUCCGAGUCAUCAGAUGAUGAGAGCACUUAUUUUACCUCCGCGGCGCCCACGACGCCUAUACCGUCGACACCGCGAUCUCGCAGGGGCCGGCAUCACAUCACAGACCGCAGUGGCUACAUCCGAGACGCCGCACCUGCGCCAUCUAAGCAUGCCCUGACGAUUCGCAACCCGACCUCCUUGACGGAGGUUCUCUCUCAACUAUGGACGACCAGCGGGCCGAGCUCCCUCUGGAAAUCCUCUAAUGCAACAUUUAUCUAUUCACUGCUCCUCCCAACCCUCAACACAUUUAUUCGCAGUCUUCUCUCGGCCAUCAUCGGCCUUCCAGAGGAAGACAUAGCCUCCUCGAUGGCUGCCGACAUCUUAACAGCACCUUCCCCUGUGGCGACUCUAAUCAUAUCCUUCAUUUCAUCAUCUCUAUCUGCGAUGCUCCUCUCUCCGAUCGAUACUGCUCGCACUUACUUAAUGCUCACACCCGCAACGCACGGCCCGCGCUCCCUCAUCCGUGCCAUCCGCCAGCUCCCUACUCCUAACUGCACCAUUCCACCACACCUUGUCCCAAUCACCAUUCUCCACUCUAGCCUGCCCAAUUUCAUCACCACCUCGACCCCACUCUUCCUCAAGUCCUACUUGUCAAUCGAUCCCCUCCUCAAUCCUUCCAUGUGGAACCUUUCCACCUUUGUCAGUUCUGGCCUCGAACUUGCCGUGCGGUUUCCCCUCGAGACUGUCCUCCGCCGCGCCCAGAUUGCCUCAUACACUUCCUUGAGCCUGCGCCAGAAAUCCUCUGGUGGCAGCAUCCGCGCUGCGUCUAUUGACGCUUCGGAUGUUGAGACAAUUGUUCCCACGCCACGUACUUACCGUGGUAUCGUUGGCACGAUGUGGCACAUCGUCCACGAGGAGGGCGUGAGCCCCACCCCCUCCGAGUCCGAACGCGCCCGGCAGCUGAUCGGCAAGCCGGCUUCGCAGCACGAGCGGCAGAAACGGCAGCAAGGCCAAGGCAUUCAAGGCCUGUACCGCGGAUGGCGCAUGGGUAUGUGGGGCAUCGCCGGUAUUUGGGGCGCCAGUCUGCUCGGUGGAUUCGCCGCUGAGGAGGAAGUGACCCUUCGUGGCGGACAUGGUCGGUCUAGCGGUGGGCGUUUCUAG